AUGGCUAGAACAUUAAUGUUGCCAAGCUUAAUUCCAACCACCACUGGCACUCCUACAACAGCCACUCCGAUUAAUAAUAGCAAUACCGAUAAUGCUGCUAAACCAUUAUACACAUCACAAACUCAUUUUAGUACUGUGAUAUCUCCUACUGUAACUAACCCCAUUAAUAAUAAUGGUAGUUCUAAUUUAAAUUAUUCGUCAUCGGCUCACGUCAUUCUGCCACCCAUUUCCAGUUUUGAUAACGGAAAUCGCACGGUUAUUAACACGCCGCCUCCCAAAGUAUUGUUACCUAGCAUAAAUAAUAAUAGUAAUAAUCUCAACACUAUCAACUCUCCUGUUGCUACUACUACUACGACUACGACUACGACUACUAAUGGUAGCGGUAACACUUUGGCAUUUUAUCACCAUGAUGGUGGUAACAACACUAAUAAUGUUUUAUCGCCUUCUCCAUCACCAACUUUACGACUCCAGAGAUAUUCAGUGCCAUUAAUUCAUAGUAGUAGUGGUGUUGGUAUAAACAAUAUUAAUACAAGCAAUACUAGUAUUCCUAGCAUUGGUAGUAAUCCUACUUCGCCUAUUAUGAUGCUAAAUCAUGAACAAAGGAUUUUUAAAAAUGGUGUUGGUGGUACUACUACUAGUAGCAGCAGUAGCAGUAGUAGCAGAAGUAAUAGCAGAAGUAAUACACUCUCUAACACGUCUACAAAUAAUAAUAAACCAAGAAAAAAGAAAGAAUGUCCUAUAUGUCAUAAUUUUUACGCAAAUUUAUCCACUCAUAAAUCAACACAUCUAACACCGGAAGAUAGACCACAUAAGUGUCCUAUCUGUGAGAGGGGGUUUGCCAGGAGUAAUGACUUAAUUCGUCACAAAAAAAGGCAUUGGAGAGAUGAAUUAUGUUGCAACAACAACAACAAUAACAAUAACAACAACAAUAAUAAUAAUGCCGUUAAUGGUAAUUUUAGCGGGCACACUAAUGGCACUGGUGCUAAUUCGGGCAAUAGCAAUGGUAAUAACUAUCCAUUGAGUAAAGAACAGUUGGAGAAACUACACAACGUCAAGGGUACCUAUAAGUGUCCAUUUAAUGAAAAUUUGAUCAAUUUAGAUAUGGAGUUGUAUCCUUAUAAGAAUAAUGCUGUCGCUGGUAAUACAACGACCGGCGAUAUGAUUACAACAGGGGUUAAAAGUUUACCAUUUGAGACCAGUAACUGUCAUCAAACUGGUAUUUUUUCCAGGUGUGAUACUUAUAAGAAUCAUCUGAAAGCUUUGCAUUUUGAAUACCCUCCUGGUACUAAAAAAGCUGAAAGGCCUUUUGUUCAUGGCAGAUGUAAACAUUGCGGAAUGAAAUUUGUUAAUGUUGACGUUUGGUUAGAUGAACAUGUAGGCAAGGCAGGUGGAUGUGGGUAUAUAUAUCAUUGA
Messenger RNA from Saccharomycodes ludwigii, 1413 nucleotides. RefSeq names its product C2H2-type zinc finger protein. Bases 1 to 1413 code for a protein of 470 amino acids. Gene Ontology annotation, molecular function: chromatin insulator sequence binding. The transcript has a single exon. NCBI's taxonomy places the organism in Eukaryota, Fungi, Ascomycota, Saccharomycetes, Saccharomycodales, Saccharomycodaceae. Gene Ontology annotation, biological process: regulation of transcription by RNA polymerase II. The record is from RefSeq and is a predicted model, not a curated record. Gene Ontology annotation, cellular component: chromosome.